Molecule: messenger RNA, 3358 nt
Organism: Acanthopagrus latus (yellowfin seabream)
Lineage: Eukaryota; Metazoa; Chordata; Actinopteri; Spariformes; Sparidae
Gene: sim2
Product: SIM bHLH transcription factor 2
Exons: 11
Coding region: 135-2348 (737 amino acids)
Biological process (GO): regulation of transcription by RNA polymerase II
Molecular function (GO): DNA-binding transcription factor activity, RNA polymerase II-specific; protein dimerization activity; RNA polymerase II transcription regulatory region sequence-specific DNA binding
Source: RefSeq, a predicted model, not a curated record
GGGAUACUUGGGGCUGACUUUUCAUCUCUACAUGACAUAGACCGGGUGCAUGUUGCACGCCUCUCCGGGAGAAGGUUCUAAGGGCAGACUCGGGCUACUUUUCUGCAGGAGUCAUUUUGCUGAAACUUCCAGAAAUGAAGGAAAGAUGCAAGAACGCAGCGAAGACGCGGAGAGAGAAAGAGAACGGGGAGUUUUAUGAGCUGGCCAAGCUGCUGCCUCUGCCGGCGGCCAUCACAUCCCAGCUGGACAAGGCCUCCAUCAUCCGACUGACCAGCAGCUACCUCAAGAUGAGAGCAGUCUUCCCCGAAGGUCUGGGUGAUGGAUGGGGUCAGUCAACAAGGUUCAGUCCUCUGGACAGCAUGGCCAAAGACCUGGGUUCCCACCUUUUACAAACUCUGGAUGGCUUUGUGUUUGUUGUUGCCUCUGAUGGCAAAAUCAUGUACAUCUCUGAAACAGCAUCAGUCCACCUUGGCCUGUCCCAGGUGGAGCUAACGGGAAACAGUAUAUUUGAGUACAUUCACCCAUCAGACCAUGAUGAGAUGACAGCAGUGCUGAGUCUUUGCCAGCCCCCGAACCAUCACUUCUCUCCAGAGUAUGAAAUUGAGCGCUCCUUCUUCUUGAGGAUGAAGUGUGUUCUUGCUAAACGAAAUGCAGGACUUACAUGUGGGGGAUAUAAGGUCAUCCACUGCAGCGGCUACCUCAAAGUGCGUCAGUACAUGAUGGACAUGGCGCUGUAUGAAUCCUGCUAUCAGACUGUGGGUCUAGUGGCAGUUGGUCACUCCCUGCCCCCCAGUGGUAUCACAGAGAUCAAACUUAGCAGUAACAUGUUCAUGUUCCGGGCCAGCUUGGACUUUAAACUCAUUUUCUUGGACACAAGGGUGGCAGAGCUGACAGGCUAUGAGCCUCAGGACCUGAUAGAGAAGACACUGUACCACCACGUCCAUGCCUGUGAUGUUUUCCCUCUACGCUAUGCUCACCAUUUAUUAUUGGUGAAGGGGCAGGUAACUACUAAGUACUACCGUAUGUUAUCAAAGCAUGGAGGCUGGGUGUGGGUGCAGAGCUAUGCCACCAUCGUCCACAACAGCCGUUCCUCCAGACCUCACUGUAUUGUUAGUGUUAACUACGUCCUCACCAAUAUCGAGCACAAGGAGCUGCGGUUAUCCGAGGACCAGAGCCGAGCCAUCAAACCUGGCGUCAGUCUUACUUCUUCUCAGGACCACCAAAAACAACUCAGAACCAAAGCAGUCAAGAUGAAGACCAAACUCAGAGCAGCUCCCUAUUCUGAGGUGGGACUUCCACUUAGCUUAAUGCAGGCCGCUAGCUACUUUCAGCCAGACUAUUUGAGCUGCUCACCACAGAGGGGGCUGUGGAAGGAGAGAUCCCUGCAUCCAGUGAUUCCCUGCAGAGAGAAGAGCUCCAGUUUGAGCCCUGAGGCACAUCAGGGGUCCGUCAGCACCACUUGCAAUCUCACUCACCACUUCCCCCUCAAACACCGAUGUCUGGAUGCUCAGAGUCAGCUGCCCAGCUCAGGCCCCCCCUCUCAACUGGCUCAGCAGAUCAUUGGCUCCCUGCACAGUAGAGCACCAACUGGAUGGAACAUCAGCAGCCCUCCAAUACCCAACAAAUACACAGGCCCCAUGCUUGCAGCUGGCCGUGGGUGCCCUGAUGAGCUUGCCCAUCGUUGUUCCAGCAGCACAAACCAGCAUUUUACCAGCAGGCUAAAGGAAGAAUCCGACGACCAUUACACAUUUGUCCACAGAGAUGUGUCGGAGGUUCUUCUACGCCCGAGUCCUCAUGACACCAAGGACAAUAAGCCUUUAAGCCAGGAUGUCCGGCAAAUUUCACGAGGUGCUGAGGGACCUCAGGGUGACCGGGUGCUGGCUUGCCCUUUGAUUAGUGGCCUGAUUCUGGGUAAAGGUGAGCGGAGUAGCUUGCUGUACAGCAUGGGCCAGCCUCUUCCUGUGCAGAUGGCGCGAGAGCAGAGGAGAAGGCUGUGUAUGAAGGACGCCUCCUACAGCCACACAGCUGUGGGAUAUCCACAACCUGCUGACAGCCACCAGACCUGUGGGGCUGCCACAGGUCUGCAGCCUGGGUCUGCUGAGGAGGACAGGAGAAUGUUGACAGGUAUGGGGAAUGGGCUGGAACUUCCAACCAAAUCUCCAUAUAUGUCUUUCAACAUUGAUAAAGUUGUGAGCAAACACAGUUCUAUUAAAGAUGGCCACAGUUACCACUGUAAGGACACAGUCUCUCACAGCUGCAACAGCCCCAGUGCCAGUUUGCCCCCCGAGAGCCACAGAGAGAUCCCACAUUAUAUUGGCACAUCUGUCAUUAUCACAAAUGAGAGGUGACCCAGGGCAGAUGCUCAGGAGACUCGCUGCAAUUACUUUGACUCAUUCAAUGACUAAUUUUUCAUUUUGCAUUUUACUCUUGCAGGAUAGUUUGAUAUACUACAGGGCAGUAUGGUGAUAAGCUUUUUGCUCUUAUGUUGGCCACCAUAUAAAACAUCAACCUCAGCAAGGCCCACUGAACCAAUUACAAUGUUUGUUUGCAAUAACUUUGGAUAGGAAACCCCUUGUUAGUUCAUACAGAAUUUAAAGAGGCUUUGUGGAACUGGUGUGUUGCCCUGGAAGCCGGUCCUUAGAUUCUGUUAGUGGACUACUGAGGCACAGAGGCACUGAGAUGAGGCACUGAGACGAGGCACACAGAAAAUCCAACCCAAGUCCUUCACAAAGAAAUCUACAGUCCAGCAGCAUUAGGCCAUGGCCAGGCAAGGGCAGAGUUUUCAGAUUUUUCCACCCUGAGACCAGGUUUUAAAAAAGUGCAUUUACAGGCACAGCGUUUACAAGAUCCAUGUGGACGGCCCUUUAAACAACUUCACCGAACAAACAAAUCACCCACUGGCUUUACAGACAACAGAGCGAGACGGGGAGGGUCCCCUUUUACCACAUCAUGUUGCAAUCUGCUCAUAUAUGGCCAAUAAAAGAAACUGUUAAUUACUAGGAAUUGUUGCAUAGAGCCCCUUUACUGUUUUCACCAUAAUGUGAUUUCUUAGUGUAUACAACUCAUUCAUUGGAAAUGCAUGUCGAUGUUUAGAUAUCUUGUUCAUAACAACGCUGUCACUAAUAUGUGGUUGACCUAAUAUACCAUGAGCGUUUGACCGUGCUUUACUGUAUGUCUUUAAAUGGUACACUUACAACAGAAAUAAACAUAUUUGCCAAUUUCACAUAUCUCCACAACACAAGUUAAUGACCAAUUGUCUACCCAGAAGCGACUGCUGUUGCUGUUAGUGUCAUGUCAUGGUGAUUUGGUUUAUAGUGUUCAUAUGCAAUAAAGCUUUAGAAAGAAUACUAUUAACUUU